GUCCUUGGAGUGUCGCCCCCUCUCCUUAAGAUCCUCCCUGGACUUUUCCUGCCGCAGUCCGUGUUGUCCUGACUCUGACGCCUCGAUGACCAUUGUCUGUGCAGGGUACGUCGCUCCCAUCGCAGUCGCAGUGUGCCCCGCCUGGUCCCAAGAUAGUCCGCUCCACGAGGCAGGCCUGCAUCCCAUCUCACAUUCACCGCCCAGUUCACGCCUCUCGUGGCUCGAUGGCAACUUCCGUGCUGACCCUGGCGAAGCUCCCGGACGACGUGAUCGUGAUGGUGCUGCAGUACCUGCCGGUAGAGUACGUCCUCGCUUGCCGCCUCGUGUGCAAGCGGCUCUGCGACCUGGCUUUCCACUGGGACGUCUGGCGCCACCGAUCGCUCAAGGACGACGACUACUACGCGGGCGCAGUGCUGCACCUGGCCCCGUGCCUCGACACGCUGACAGUCACGGGCCUAGUCCCGACCUUGGCCGUGACCACGACCAGUUGCGCCGUGGCGAGUUUGGAACUGCUUUUGGAUUACGCGUCGGCCACCACUGCCGUAGAGUACGCGUUGGCCUUGCGGAACCAGGAGUCCCUCGGGCGCCUCAGGAAACUUUAUCUUGACGGGCUGGAAUACUAUUCGACGCCUGGAAAAGACGUGCUGGUGAGGACGGUAGCGAAGUGUUCUAACCUUGAGUCGCUCGAAGUCAACGGCGACCUGCCCCUUGUCAGCCACCCCGUCGUUAACGGCCCGCCCAAGCCCUCGCUCACUAAUUUUCGGUGCGCGGUCAAUGAGAACUCAGCAUCCUUUGUGAACACCAUUCUGGCUGCGCACGCGGCAACCUUGGAGCAC
Messenger RNA from Frankliniella occidentalis (western flower thrips), 836 nucleotides. RefSeq lists its product as uncharacterized. The record is from RefSeq and is a predicted model, not a curated record. Lineage: Eukaryota; Metazoa; Arthropoda; Insecta; Thysanoptera; Thripidae. Gene Ontology annotation, molecular function: protein binding. The transcript has 2 exons. The annotation marks the transcript as partial.